Molecule: messenger RNA, 2775 nt
Organism: Dunckerocampus dactyliophorus (ringed pipefish)
Lineage: Eukaryota; Metazoa; Chordata; Actinopteri; Syngnathiformes; Syngnathidae
Gene: tmem218
Product: transmembrane protein 218
Exons: 3
Coding region: 135-644 (169 amino acids)
Source: RefSeq, a predicted model, not a curated record
UCGGACGCGUAGAAUGUAGCUAAGUCAUAGAUUGAGCUAGAUAUUCGUUUGGACUUGAUUACCAGAAAAAUUGACCGAAACAAGUCACAUUUGCGUCAACAAAACGUGCGCAUGUAAAGCAUAUUUAAACGCUAAUGUACAAUGCCCGGGUUUAUGUAGUUCAAGGUUUGUAUGGACGAGAUAGCAGACGCAGCCAACCGAGCAAUGCGGCGCUAAAGCUAGUCACCGCCUUUAAAGAUCACAUAUACUUUUGUUUACUUUACAUAUACAAACGGAUUUGUCCGAUAAAGUCAAAAAUGGCUAAUACAGUCCUGGGAGUCGGCACAGGGGUUUUUGUCAUUGCUGCUGUUUGGAUUGUGGCUGUGGUGCUUUGCAUGGUGCUUCUUCGAGCCGCCGGACCAGUAAAGCUGGGAGUUAUCCCCGUUUUCCUCUUGGCUCUCACCGUCUCCUUGGCAUUGGGGUUUUUCCCUCGGACUCCAGAGACGCGACCUGCUUUCAAAGAGAGAGAGAUAGCGGACAGUUUGUUCAUCGCUCGCUAUGUGCUGCUGGCUUUAGUAAGUGUGAUCUUUCUCAUGGCGUUGUUCAUGCUGCUCCCAUUUCAUUUUCUUGAGCCCAUCUAUGCUAAAGCUCUGAGAACACGCUAACAUUGCCAUGGUCAAAGUUGGCACUGGAUCAAAUCCUGAUGUAAACAACCUCAAAGAGGAGCCAGCAAGAGGCCCCCGACUUCAUCUUCAUCAAAGACUACAGAGACGUUCCCAUGGUCAACUUUUUGUGUGCUUCCAAUGAUUUUGUUUGAUUGUGUCAGUUAACCAUUUACAUUCAAUGGAUCACAAUACAUGAAUCAAUAAAUGUGGGCCCUAAAUGAUAGAAUGAUAAUACAAGGUACAUCUUCAAUGAUUUUUAGAAACAAGAAGCAGGAGCACAAUUAUUAAUUUUUAUUGUAUUUGAGUCAGAGUUAAACAUCCAGGCUCAAAUUGAUAUAGUCACCUACAUCUUAUAACUACUGGAGCUGAAGGUUGUUUUUUUUACUUGACAAUACCAAGUCCUAUUAAGUUAUUGUUAAUGAUCAUGAGUGACUGUAGCUGGUAGUUUCUCCUUGGCAAUGUGAAACGACUUGUUUGAAAGCAUGCAUUGACUCAACCAAAACUCAGAACAAUGGGAAAGUCCAAGGAAGUCAGCGAAGAUCUAAGACAGAGAAUUGUACAUUUACACAAGCUGGGAAAAAAGUCAAAGGCAACGGAAUCCUGAAGGAGGACUGCCCAAAAACUAAGUCAAAUCAACAGCGAGGCAACUAAAACACAGUUGGAUGCUGCAACAGGACAAUGAUCCCAAUCACACAUCAAAACCAGUUUGGGAAUGGAUAAAGCCAGCAAAAAUAAAGCUUAUGGAAUGACCGUCCCAAAGCCCCGACACUCUGCUCAAAAGCCAGGUGCAUGCUGGCAAACCAAAUACUUUAAAUGAACUGUACCAAUUCUGCCAAGAGGAGUGGUCAAUUAUAUGGGGGUGUAUGUACAGUAUAUACUUCAACCUGUAUGUAUUGACCCUUGCAAGUAUACUGUACAUGGUAUAAUCAUUCAAAGCAACAAUAAGAACAGGUCCAAUAAAUCACUAAGGGCCCGACAUUGAUAUGGGAUUCAUUCCCAUGAUGAGUGUACUGUAUGUCAACAUCUGACCAGUUUAAACAUUAAAAAUAAGUUAUUUAAAUCCCUGUUGGUGUUCCUGGUCAUAACUUACAAAUACAUGACUCUGAAAAACAAACACAAUACAAUGUACAUGUGUGCAUGCGUAUGUGUAUAAGCUGUUCAUUUCAUGUUAAAAUAAAGUAUCGCAUUCUGCACUUACUCAGUUUAUGAAGAUAAACACCUUCAAGAAAGUAUCGCAUUUUGGUAUGUUUCAUGGCAGCAGGGCACUGUUUACUGAAAUAUCAAUUGUAACAUUUACAUUAAAAAUGCUCUAUUGUUUUAUGCUUGAUAUGAACUUUGUAUGAGUAAAUAAAUUAGUUUUAAGUCAAAGGUUUUGAAAUAAAAAGUUUUAAAAGUAACAAUUUUAGUUACACUGUGUGCAGACUACACUGGUUAUGUUAACAAGGUGUAACGUUUUGUCAGAGUUUGGUCCAAGUUCAUGUUUUGGAUGCACAAAAAUGCGUUUGGUGCACAAUGAGAUGUUAUACUUUGGAAAUCACAGCAGCUGAAACGUUACUUUCACCUUUUUGUGUUAUUUCUUUCAUCGUGUUUGUGACAAACCUUUGCAUGUCACAAAAUGGGGAUGAGCAAACGGGCUGAAAUUGGUAUCAGGUUGUGUUUUUACACAACAGACUCAAAGAAAGUCUUUGACAAUGUUUCCCUUGUUUAAUCAAUGUGUUUGCAGUAUAUUUUUAUAUACAUCUGUGUAUCUUUAUAGUCUGUGCGUCAUGCCGCUUGAAGAGAUUAAAAAUCAAUUAAAUUAAACUAUCAUUAAUCAUGAUUAAUCACCAUUUGCAACUAUGUGUGAAAUAUGCCCCUUUUUACUGUAUUUUAUGAACAAAAACAUAAAUGAAAAGACAAAUGAUAGGACAUAGUUAUAUAUUUAUAUUUGUAUGUAUUAACAGCUCCAAAUAAACUGAAAAUUGAAAGAAAGCUAAAAGAUACCACACGUCUGAAAAUCUACUUGCCUAGUAUUAAUCUCUUUAAUAGUAAGACAACAUUUGAUACGCACUUUAAUUGUGUUAUUGAGCUAUGAAGAGUUUAAAGAACCAAGUAAUUUAAGUUGAAUUCACGUUUUGAGUGUAUAUGUAUU